Molecule: messenger RNA, 2004 nt
Organism: Solenopsis invicta (red fire ant)
Lineage: Eukaryota; Metazoa; Arthropoda; Insecta; Hymenoptera; Formicidae
Gene: Pgd
Product: 6-phosphogluconate dehydrogenase, decarboxylating
Exons: 5
Coding region: 16-1734 (572 amino acids)
Biological process (GO): pentose-phosphate shunt; pentose-phosphate shunt, oxidative branch
Cellular component (GO): cytosol
Molecular function (GO): NADP binding; phosphogluconate dehydrogenase (decarboxylating) activity
Source: RefSeq, a predicted model, not a curated record
AGAUUAGAUAACCACAUGCGAUUUAGCGUGGUCGCACGGCUCGGCGGCAUGCGCGGUAGCGGUAAUGCUGCGUCAUCAACGUCAUCUCGGAUCUGUCUGGAACGGACGACGGGAUUGGCUUGCCAUGCGUCGGCUGACCUACCCGCGGGCAACAUCGCUCGAAUCAUACGUCCUUCGAUUGUCCGCAAGAUUCGACCACUUGUUGCAUUUACGGCGUCCGUUGUAGCUCGCGUAUAUACUCAGCCAGAAGUUUCAUCAGCGAUCACCUGUGAACCAUCCGCAAAUAUGAGCACCCCGGUGGCAGACAUCGCCCUUAUUGGGUUAGCCGUCAUGGGACAGAAUCUAAUUCUGAACAUGAAUGAUCAUGGCUUUGUUGUGUGCGCUUAUAACCGCACUGUAGACAAGGUCAAGUCUUUCCUUGAGAAUGAAGCCAAGGGUACAAAAGUUAUCGGCGCUUAUAGCCUGAAGGAGAUGGUCAACACAUUGAAGAGCCCAAGGAGAGUGAUGUUGUUGGUUAAAGCUGGCGCAGCAGUGGAUGCCUUUAUUGAACAAUUGGUGCCUCUUCUCUCUGCUGGAGACAUUAUCAUUGAUGGAGGUAACUCAGAGUAUCAAGACACUGAGAGACGUACCAAGGAUUUGGAGCAGAAAGGAAUUCUCUUUGUUGGCAGUGGAGUAAGCGGAGGAGAGGAUGGCGCCAGAUAUGGACCAUCUUUGAUGCCUGGUGGCAAUCCCAAAGCGUGGCCACAUAUCAAACCUAUUUUCCAAGCAAUAUGCGCGAAAGCUAAUGGAGAGCCAUGUUGCGACUGGGUAGGCGAGACCGGAGCGGGACACUUCGUCAAGAUGGUGCACAACGGUAUCGAGUACGGCGACAUGCAAAUCAUCUGCGAGGCGUAUCACUUGAUGCGAAACGGCCUACAGCUUACACAGGAAGAGAUGAGCGCGGUGUUUAACGAAUGGAAUAAGGGCGAAUUGGACUCGUUCCUGAUCGAGAUCACGCGCGACAUCCUCAAAUAUAAGGACGAAAAGGGUUAUCUGCUCGAGCGCAUCAGGGACACCGCUGGCCAAAAAGGCACCGGCAAGUGGACGGCGAUCUCCGCGCUGGAUUACGGCGUUCCGGUCACGUUGAUCGGUGAAUCGGUCUUCUCCAGAUGUCUGUCCGCGCUGAAGAAUGAACGCGUGGAAGCGAGCACGGUGUUGUCAGGCCCAGAUCCUGUGUACGAAGGCGAUAAGAAACAGUUUCUUGAGCACUUGAGAAAAGCCUUGUACGCAGCGAAAAUCAUCUCGUACGCGCAAGGUUUCAUGCUGCUAAGAGAGGCCGCCAAGGUUCACAAUUGGAAUUUAAAUUAUGGUGGAAUAGCAUUGAUGUGGCGCGGCGGAUGUAUCAUAAGAAGUGCAUUCCUGGGAAAUAUAAAAUCGGCAUACGAUAAUAAUCCGAAAUUAACCAAUUUGUUGUUGGACGACUUUUUCGCCAAGGCUAUGAACGUGUGUCAUCGGAGUGCCAGAAUAGUAGUAAGCGCCGCUGUGACGAUAGGGAUACCGACUCCUGCCCUAUCGACGGCUUUAGCCUUCUACGAUGGAUUCAGAACUGCGCGAUUACCGGCGAAUCUACUGCAGGCCCAGAGAGACUACUUCGGCGCUCACACAUACGAAUUGCUUGGUCAAGAAGGGAAGUUUGUUCACACAAACUGGACCGGACACGGUGGGAAAGUAUCCGCUUCUACGUACGAUGCGUAAACUUGUAAAAUAUCGCGGUACUAUUACAAUAACAAUGUACAAAGGAAUACACCAAAAAAUGUGACAAUAUGAUAAAUACACCCAAUUAAUGAUAAAUUAUAAUUAAUUUAAACAUACGUGAUAGAAUUACGUAGCUGUGACGGAGAAAGUCUUGACAUGGGUAAUUUUAUAAUUGAGAGAAAUUAUGUGUACAUAUAACAACAUAUUGCUAAUAGAAAGUAUUAUAUUUUCUCUAUCCUCUUGACAAAUAUAUUUUCCUAUUUAAAAAAG